AUGGAAAGAAAAAUUGAAAAAUUAUGUCAUAUUAAUGAAGACCUAACUACUUUACAAAAUUUAGGAUAUUAUCAUAAAGAUUUUCAUAGUGGAAAUAUACUGCAAAAUGAAGUAGCUUCUUACGUUUCAGAUUUUGGAUUAACAGGACCAGCAGAUAAGCAAAAUUUGAAUAACAAAAUAUAUGGAGUAUUACUAUAUAUUGCUCCAGAAGUCUUGAAUGGAGGAUUAUAUACCUUAGCUUCUGACAUUUACAGUUUUAGU
This is a messenger RNA of Funneliformis geosporum, 261 nucleotides long. Lineage: Eukaryota; Fungi; Glomeromycota; Glomeromycetes; Glomerales; Glomeraceae. The record is from the annotation of a GenBank genome assembly.